This is a messenger RNA of Phaedon cochleariae (mustard beetle), 459 nucleotides long. Lineage: Eukaryota; Metazoa; Arthropoda; Insecta; Coleoptera; Chrysomelidae. The record is from the annotation of a GenBank genome assembly.
AUGAUAAAUCCAGCAUUGUCUCAUCGAAUAAAAUCAAACUGCAGCUACCGAAGAUCUAUCAGUGAUAUCAAAGAUUGGUUGCAGUUCUGGAGUUUGUUCAAACGUAUUCACGGAGAUGAGGACAUAGAAGCUGAUGAAAAAUUUCAGUAUCUGCUGCAGGCAAUCACCCGUAACUCAAAACCCAGACAACUUAUUGAAUGCUACACACCUACGGGAGAGAAUUAUAGUAAAGCUAUAGGAAGUUUGAGAUCCAGAUUCGGUAGGGAGGAUCUGCUAAUAGAAUACUAUGUUAGAGAGCUUCUCAAACUGGUAUUACCUAAUCUUGCCAACAAAACUAAUUUGGCUUCACUAUAUGAUGAAAUGGAUGCUCAACUAAGAGCACUCGAUACCCUUGGAGUAACAACAGAUACCUGUUCAGCAAUGCUGUAUCCUUUAUUGGAAUCCAGCAGGCCAGAAUAG